Molecule: messenger RNA, 3039 nt
Organism: Cokeromyces recurvatus
Lineage: Eukaryota; Fungi; Mucoromycota; Mucoromycetes; Mucorales; Mucoraceae
Exons: 2
Coding region: 86-2953 (955 amino acids)
Biological process (GO): transmembrane transport; heme transport
Cellular component (GO): membrane
Molecular function (GO): ABC-type heme transporter activity; heme binding; ATP hydrolysis activity
Source: RefSeq, a predicted model, not a curated record
UUUUUUUUGUCUAUUGCCCUCGAGAUAAAAAAAAAAAAAAAAUACACUUCAUUCAACGAAUUCGUCUAUGUGUGUAUAAUAAAUUAUGAUGUCAAUAUUAAAAGAAAGGCAUUUAUUUUAUGACAACAUAUGGACAACGCAAACGCCUUUAUUUUUCAUACCAACUAUUCUUUUUAUAUUUGUCAGCGUUAUUGGUUUAUUCAGAUACAACCAAACAAGGCAUGUACCAUGGAAAGACGUCUUUAGUCCUCUUGUUUCACCCCAAGAACGACUUUCACCUCUGUCAAAAUUAAUUGUUUAUUUAGCAGCAACUGUCACUUUCUCUUUCUUGUUGGAUAGUUUUAUAUUAUUAGCCAGAGUUAUGUUUGACAGUCAUUUGGCAAUAAUGACCAUGUAUUAUAUUGGAAUAGCUUGGCUUACAUGGGUUAUUGCCUUAAUUUGCUUAAUGGAUGAAUCCCAUAAGUUUUCAAGAUGGUAUUGGUCACAAUAUCUUUUCUUUUUAUUAGCUGCCUUUGGUGAGACUAUAAUAGGUUGGUUAUGGCUUAUGAAUAUUUAUAAACCAAAACCAGGUACUGUAUUUACUAUGUAUGAUCGCUUUGCAUUUGCUAUUUUUUGCAUUCGUUAUAUAUUGGAAGUAUCAAUUGCUGUAUUAUCGAUGAUUCAAUUGAUAAAUACAAAGCGUCAUAUUAAAUCGAGAAAUGCAACAGAGUCUUCACCAUUGCUUAAUUCUACUGCUAAUUAUGGUACGACACAUCAAGAGGAGGAGGCUAUUGAUACUAAAAAGGAUAAGAAGGGUGGCUUCCAGAACUUUUGGAAGAAGCUAAAAAAAGUCAUGCCCUUUAUUUGGCCCCACAAAAAUUAUAAAUUACAAAACCUUGUCGUCAUCUGUUUCUUGCUUAUGUUAUUUGGAUUGAUGGUCAAUGUUUGGACCCCCUUGCAAAUUGGUCGUGUCGUUGAUCAAUUCAGUAGGGAACCUGAAACAUUUGCAUGGCUUGCUGUGUGUGCCUAUGUCGGGUUCAAAUUCCUGCAGGGUGGAUCAGGCCUCGUACAGGCUGUUCAGAAUUGGUUAUGGAUUCCUGUAGGUCAAUUUACAACACGUGAAAUAUCUGUAAAAUUAUUUGCUCAUCUCCAUAAUUUGUCAUUGCAUUAUCAUAUUAACCGUAAAACGGGUGAAGUAUUACGAGUUGUUGAUCGUGGCACUAACAGUGUUGUUCAGCUCUUAUCUCAAAUCGUCUUUCAAAUGUUUCCUGCUUUAGCAAACAUUUUAAUUGCUGUCGUUGUAUUCUCAAUUCAGUUUUCAAUUCCAUUUGGUUUUAUCGUCUUUGUCACAAUGUCCCUCUAUCUCUACACAACCAUUCGAAUGACAGAAUGGCGUACUGGAUUCAGACGUAAAAUGAUUGAAUUAGAUAACUUUGCACGAACGAAGGCGGUUGACUCUCUUUUGAAUUUUGAAACUGUCAAAUACUACAAUGCUGAAGAAUUUGAAGUGACACGGUACGAUAAUGCAAUCGUGGCCUACCAAAAGGCGGACUACAUCAACUCUGUCUCACUUAAUGUUCUCAACUUGACUCAAAAUGCAGUCAUCACUGCCGGUCUCUUGGCAGGUUCGCUCUUGUUUGCCUGGGAGGUCUAUCAAGAUCGUCUCACACCUGGUGACUUUGUCUCAUUCAAUGUUUAUAUGAUGCAACUUUACACUCCCUUGCAUUUCUUUGGUACCUAUUAUCGUAUGAUUCAACAAAACUUUAUUGAUAUGGAAAAGAUGUUUGAUUUAUUUGAAGUUGAAGAAACAGUCAAGGAUGCACCUGAUGCGGGUGAACUGGUGGUUACUGAAGGUCAUGUCAAAUUUGAUCAUGUUUCCUUUUCUUAUGAUAACCGACAAACUGCCUUGAAUAGUAUUUCCUUUGAAAUCCCACAGGGUAAAACGGUAGCCUUAGUAGGGCCCUCAGGCGGUGGUAAAUCUACUAUCCUUCGUCUCUUAUUCCGAUUUUAUGAUCCAGCUUCAGGUCAUGUUUAUAUUGAUGGACAAGACAUUGCAUCUGUGAAACAAACAUCGUUGCGACAAAACAUCGGUGUUGUCCCUCAAGACACAGUUUUAUUCAACGAUACCAUCAUGUAUAAUAUCCGAUAUGGACGUGUAGAUGCCUCAGAUGAGGAUGUCUAUCGUGCUGCUAAGGCUGCUCAAAUUCAUGAUAAAAUCUUGUCCUUCCCUGAAGGCUAUGAUACAAAAGUAGGUGAACGUGGUUUGCGUUUAAGUGGUGGUGAAAAGCAGCGUGUUGCCAUUGCUCGUACUAUUCUCAAGGAUCCUGCUAUUAUUCUGUUGGAUGAGGCAACCAGUGCAUUAGAUACCACGACCGAACGUCAUAUUCAAGAGGCCCUAUCAGAAAUGACAAAGGGUCGUACAACACUUGUGAUUGCGCAUCGAUUAUCAACUAUUGUCAAUGCUGAUUUGAUUCUAGUGAUCAAAGAUGGACAAGUGAUGGAGUCUGGAAACCAUGAGUCAUUAAUUCACGGAGCAUUAAAUGGUGAGAACAAAGGAAUCUAUUAUGAAAUGUGGCAAAAGCAACUGGAAGAUCCUCAUGAAGGCAGUGCUACAACUGUGGGUACUGCAAACAGCGGAACUAUAACACCCAAGAUCAAUGUGAUACCUCCUAAGCCUGCGUUAACAGAAGAACCUACUAGUUUAUUAAAUGAAGAAGAAACAAAUAAAAAGCAAGUUGUAAAGACAGAUGCUAUUCAAACAAAGAUAGUCUCUGAAGAAGAAAAAAAGAAUGAGAAUCAAACUAAUGAAGACCAAGACAAAAAGGAUAAUGAAGAGAAUGAAAACGUAGGCAGUAGUAGUGAUGUAAAUCAAAAAGAAAUAACCACAACCUCUCCUUUAAUUCAGCCCGCUCCAUCCAUGAGUAAAACACGCCGUAAUAAAAAAAAGAAGAAGAGAAGCAAAAGCACUAAAUAAAUUAGAAUGAUUGGCUGUUGUAAAAUAAGAAUAAAAUAAAAUAAAUAAAAUAAAAUAAAUGGCUAAAUGUAUUUUUUUUUUUUUUU